Molecule: messenger RNA, 4788 nt
Organism: Falco peregrinus (peregrine falcon)
Lineage: Eukaryota; Metazoa; Chordata; Aves; Falconiformes; Falconidae
Gene: TMPRSS3
Product: transmembrane serine protease 3
Exons: 13
Coding region: 171-1604 (477 amino acids)
Biological process (GO): proteolysis
Cellular component (GO): membrane
Molecular function (GO): serine-type endopeptidase activity; protein binding
Source: RefSeq, a predicted model, not a curated record
UACCCUCACCAGGUUGAGUUACACGGGAUGCUGCCGUAAUGCCGCAUGCGACAGAUGACUGAACGGGCAGCUCAAUGAAAACCUUUCCAGAGCAGACUGGCUUAGCAACCUCAGAAUUUCUUUUUGGUUUCUUUUGAUAAUGAAGAAGGAAAAUAGUUUUGCUUUUAACUAUGACUUCUCAGGAAGAGGUACAAGAGACAAGUCCCACUACUGGAAGUCUUGAAAUCAUCUCUGUUACAGACGACGAACCACCAGUGUCAGAAAUUGAGUUUUCCUUCAAAAGAUUUUUUUGCAUACCACAAGCAAAAGUGGACCCCACUGCAGAUGGAUCUGGAGAUAUCGAACCACCUUCUGUGUGCCAUGUUCUUCUCUCUCUAAAAUACUUCCCAUAUAUCUGUGGCUUAUUCCUUGCAGUAAUCCUAGCAGUUGCCAUUGGCCUGGGUGUCCAAUACAACUGCAUUGGGAAGUUUCGCUGCCGAUCAUCCUUUAAGUGUAUCCAGAAAUCAGCCAGGUGCAAUGGUGUCUUCAACUGUAAAGAAGGGGAGGAUGAGUACGGAUGUGUCAGGUUGAGUGGCAAGAAAGCAGUGCUGCAGGUGUUCACUUCUGGGUCCUGGCGAACGGUCUGCUCUGAUGACUGGAAAGAAGAGUAUGGAAAUACUACCUGCAAACACCUGGGUUUCUCAAGUUAUGUGAGUUCAGGUUACCUGCCCGUGGCUGCAGUUGAAAAACAGUUUCAAAGACAUUUUGUAUCCCUCAGCCACUGGUUAUCAGCUGAUCAAGUGACAUCCCUGCACAAUGCAACAAACCUCAGAGAGGAAUGUACUUCUGGGAAUGUGAUCAUCUUAAAGUGUUUGGCGUGCGGGACACGGGCCAGCUAUGGGCCACGGAUUGUGGGGGGCAAUGCAUCCUCCCCCCGGCAAUGGCCCUGGCAGGUCAGCCUGCAGUUUCACGGACACCACCUCUGCGGAGGGUCCGUCAUCACCCCACGCUGGAUCAUCACAGCUGCCCACUGCGUCUACGACCUUUACUUGCCGAGCUCGUGGAGUGUGCAGGUUGGUUUUGUGACUCAUCAAGACACCCAGGUUCACCCAUAUUCAGUGGAAAAAAUUAUAUACCAUCGAAAUUACAAACCCAAGACAAUGGGAAAUGAUAUAGCACUGAUGAAACUGGCAGCACCACUUGCUCUCAAUGGUCACAUAGAGCCAAUUUGUCUGCCUAACUUUGGCGAACACUUCCCAGCAGGGAAAAUGUGUUGGAUAUCAGGAUGGGGAGCAACUGUAGAAGGAGGUGAUACAUCUGACACCAUGAAUUAUGCAGGUGUUCCUCUGAUUUCUAAUGCAAUUUGCAAUCACAGGGAUGUCUACGGUGGAAUCAUAACUUCUUCAAUGCUUUGUGCUGGUUUCCUAAAGGGAGGGGUAGACACCUGCCAGGGAGAUAGUGGGGGCCCUUUAGCAUGUGAAGAUAUGAGCAUCUGGAAGUUGGUGGGGACCACCAGCUUUGGAGUGGGCUGUGCAGAAAAGAACAAGCCAGGCGUCUACAGCCGAACCACCUCCUUCCUGGACUGGAUCCAUGAACAGAUGGAGAGAGAAGAACUGCAGACCUGAGGAGAAUGGCAGCGUGCUGGGCUUCUGAAAACCCACAUCAUGCUUUGGCCCCAUAGAAGGACCCACCACACUCUUCUGGACACCUGCUCUGAGCUUUGUACCUUCACAGACUACUUUUUACUAUUUCCUAUUGGUAUUGGUAACUGUACUUACUGAAAACUGUUGCACAUUUAGCCUCUUUUGGAUGGAAGAGGCAGCUGGGUGCAGGAUGAUGGGCAUGUGUAUUUACUGUCAGCUACACGUGUAGAAAAAGUGCUAAGACUGAUAACGUGGGAAGCUAUCACAAUGAAGUUUUGCAGGCACCAUGAGUAAAAGACUAAAGCAACUUCAGAUCAGGUUGCUAGCUAUUAUUUUAGUACUUACCUUCCAAGAACCAGAGACAAAAAGACUUUUUUCCUGAAAGUAUUCAUAUAUAAAGUCCAUGCUCUGUUGCACCACCAGAAGCAGCUUGCUUUGAAGUCAUAAAGCAGGCAGGAAGCAAGCAGUUGGCAAUUUUGGCAAGCAUUUGGCAAGUAUGUUCAAUUCUUGUUAGGAAAAAUCCCUGGAUUCAAAUCUUACAUCGUGUGGCUGUGAACAAAGUCCUUAAAAACUGAAUUCUUAGGUCUGUUCUUGUGGUAAAUAGCUCUGAAAUGAGCUACACACAGGUUGUAACUUUACUGAAAAAUUCUGAGAUUACUGAACAGUCUGAAAGCGAAAAGGAGCUUCUUUACUGCCUUUCAAUAAGCUAGAGAGUCAAAAUCAUUGCUGUAUCUAUGAUGCACCAUGCGGCGCAACAGCCAUUGAAUAUCCCCAAGCUCACAUCAUGUAGUGCAGUUCACCAAGGCACUCGUGCUCAGUCACCUUCCCUGUUUUCCCUCCCUUUCUCUGCAGACAGGGCAAUACAGAAUCUGCCCUCUUUGCAUCUAUUAGUGGCAUCAGUGGUGUUGAUGAACAGAUGCCAGCCAGGCAAGGGGCAAAACAUCUGAGGUGCCGCUGUGGUUUCCUGUUUUACAAGCCAUUUUAACAUAACAGCCUUGUGUUGUUAGGUUGGAAAACACCUGAUCAUUUUGCACUUGCCCUUAUUAAAAAUCCUGGAAUGAAAGUUGUUUCUUUUAGAUUGAUUGCCAGGAACUAGGUAGGGUGAAUAAUGGAUAAUAUUGUCAGAACUUUUUGAUAUCAGCCCAAAUCGAUCUUAUAAUCUGAUCAAGUGCUGCUGAUCUGCUUGAAAUAUGGUUCUGGAUGCAGUCUGUAUGCUUCUACAUCAGUAUCUGCAUCACCACUGUUAUCUACCACUGCCACAAGAAAGCGCUAGUGGAACUGGAAUUGCAUUCUCACUGCAAUGUGUCGGGUCAAAACCUGGACAGCAGGACAGCAAACCUGCAUGAACUGUCAACCUCCACGUUGCUCUGUGGACACAAACUUUGAUCUCAGAGGACAUUGCAUCAAUACCUUUCACCCUAGCUAAAGAAACUGCAGUGCAGUGGAAACAGCACUUCCAAAAAUAUCAUGUUGUUAAAAAGAAGAGGGAAGGAUUAUUGCAAAGAUGACACGAAAGCUGAAAUGAAAUGGAAAAUUUCAACUUGACAGAACCUUGACAAAAUUAAAACAAAGUAUGUUGAACCCUUGUGUAACUAGGACAAUUUCAGAAGAGUUCUAAUGUUCACUGUUUGUUAUCAUAACAUUUUCACAUCCCCAGCAUGGCCCAUGUUUUAGUAUUAUCAGCAGUCUGGAGAUGAGAGCACUGCUCUCUGAGCUUAUGGAGUUAUUUGGUAUUUCAGAAAGGAUCCAUGAAAUUUCCUUUUGAACUCCUAUUUUCAUAAAAAGACUGUACAAUAAGUAUCCAUUGUGGUCUGCCUUUAUAUUAAAGACAAAUUCGAUGUAAAAUGUAGAAAGCUAGCAAAGUCUUCCCAACAAGAAGUCACUUUGACCCCCAGGUCAAUGACAGUCACUUAUGGGCAGACCUAGCUUAGCUCAGUCAAAUCUUUCUUCUGAUUUCUUUUAUGCCUCUUGCUGUGGUGUCUUAGGUACAGGCAGAAUACAAGAGUCACUCUCUAAAGCUGGAUUUUCCUCCCUCAAUUUAUGCCAUUAAUAUGCAUGCCAGGAGUUUUAAAGGAAAUCUAAGUACAAUAUUAGCAGAUUUCUUUGUGUUAACUCAGGUGAAGGUACAUGAGGUUUUGAGAAAUUUGCUGUGGGAAGGUUUUUGUACAGAAUGAGCAUUGCUUUUUUGCUUUAUUCAGAGAGGUGGAAUUGAUGAGCUGGUCUUUACUGGUACUCAGUAUUACAGCUGGAAUGAACUGGUAGACAGUAAAGAAGCUUUUCAAAGAGGCUAUAUGACAGGUUACCAAGCUUUUCCUUUUCCUUGGAUUUUCUUCUCUCUAUUCAAGGAAAAUAAUUGGCUACACUCCAUAUGCACGUACAGAGGCCCACCAAACUAGGUGGGGCUGAAGGCAGCUCUAGUUUAGCUAAUCCUGAUUAGGCGUUUCAUGAUAAACACCUUGGAAGAAUUUAAGAUCUUUAUACAGAGGAGUGCAUAUCUACUACAUUAUUAAAAAGGCUGAUGAAACAGCUUCUAGCCUGUGAACUCAGAUCACUAGUCAAUAAUGGUUGCUUUAACAAAGGAUUAUGUUACAGCCAUAGUAUCCCUUAGAAAUACAACCUGCUUGUAUGCACAGCUUGUGGAGAAAACUCGCAUCAACAUGUAACAGACUCUCAGAAAACGAAUCCAAUGUAUAACUUCACAAGAGAUGUCCAGCAUGUGAAGAAAAAGUCCUUUGCUGUUCGUCACCUGUUCCUGUUAUCACGAUAGUUAAGUCUGGAAACUGAGACAAAUAAGUUUGAAUGAAUCAGAUGUGACUUACUCAAUAUGCAGUUUCCCCAGACACUCUGAAAAGCAUCAGAUGGAUAAACUCUCCUUUGGCCAAUCUGAAAUUCAUUUUUUUCCACUUGAGAUGUACAAAUAAGAAGGUGAUUUCUGCAAAGAUACAGAGAUAAGCAUAAAAAAAAAAAGUUUAAAUUUGGUGUCUGAGAAAGCCAGAGUGUUUUCUGAGAGGUGGCAUGUUGCUGAUAUGUUAAUGCGUCCUGCACCAGGAAGCAAUCACUGCGCAGAGGUGGGGAUGCCACGCAGCUCUGCUCGUAGGGACUGUUUCACAGGCAAAAUUCAUAUAGGUCUGUAAAUGCAAAUUCAAGAACUGUACAUUAAACUUAA